AUCAUGUCUCCAUUGGAGGGCUUGGUGAUAGCUUUUAUGAGUACUUGCUCAAGGCAUGGCUGAUGUCAGACAAGACAGAUGAAGAAGGCAAGAAAAUGUAUUAUGAUGCUGUUCAGGCCAUAGAGACCCACCUCAUUCGAAAAUCAAGCGGGGGGCUGACAUACAUCGCUGAGUGGAAGGGUGGACUGCUUGAACACAAGAUGGGACACCUCACUUGCUUUGCUGGAGGCAUGUUUGCUCUGGGAGCAGACGGAGCACCCGUGGACAAGACGGGCCACCACAUCGAGCUCGGUGCAGAAAUUGCUAGGACCUGCCACGAGUCCUAUGAUCGUACCAGCAUGAAACUGGGACCAGAAGCCUUCAGAUUUGAUGGUGGUGUUGAGGCCAUUGCUACAAGACAGAAUGAAAAAUACUACAUCCUACGACCAGAAGUCAUAGAGACCUACAUGUACAUGUGGCGGCUCACACAUGACCCCAAGUACAGGCAGUGGGGAUGGGAAGCUGUAGAGGCACUGGAAAAACACUGCAGAGUUGAUGGUGGCUAUUCUGGCAUUAGAGAUGUUUAUAACAAUCACGAAAGCCAUGACGAUGUGCAGCAAAGUUUCUUCCUUUCAGAGACACUCAAGUACUUGUAUUUGCUCUUUUCUGAAGAUGAUCUACUUCCAUUUGAACACUGGGUCUUCAACACAGAGGCUCAUCCUCUCCCUAUUCUUCAGAAAGAAGAUGGGAAUAAAGAAGAAAACCAGAAAUAGAUGAAGUUAUACUUUGUUUCAUUCCUUAGGUUUCUUUCCAGGAAUUGGGCACAUGAUUUGGUUUUAAAUUCCUAAGUGAAAUUUUUAAAUCAAGUGUUUUGCAGUCUGUUUGCUUUAACAGUCAAUAUUUAUGAAUGGACCCUAACUGACUGUGAUAAAACUUCAUUCCUCCAAUCCAGCUGAACCACCUCUUAGAAGAGAAACAGGGAAUCUCUCCAGAUUUCAUUAGGCUGCAGUGUCAUCUUGGCCAAAAAGAACAGAGGGUAUGCAUGUUAUUUGUUUCCUGUUAUGCUUUUUAAUUUGACUGCAAAAUUCUUUUCUCCUCUGUGAGGAGAUGUCUGCUUUAAGCUGUAAUAUUUUGCCAUGUUGCAAAAAGCCAUAAUGAAGUAUAAAGAGCUUUUUUUU
This is a messenger RNA of Merops nubicus (carmine bee-eater), 1157 nucleotides long. Its product is annotated as mannosyl-oligosaccharide 1,2-alpha-mannosidase IA-like. The record is from RefSeq and is a predicted model, not a curated record. Gene Ontology annotation, biological process: carbohydrate metabolic process; N-glycan processing. The transcript has 5 exons. Gene Ontology annotation, molecular function: mannosyl-oligosaccharide 1,2-alpha-mannosidase activity; calcium ion binding. NCBI's taxonomy places the organism in Eukaryota, Metazoa, Chordata, Aves, Coraciiformes, Meropidae. The annotation marks the transcript as partial. Gene Ontology annotation, cellular component: Golgi membrane; endoplasmic reticulum; extracellular exosome.